Molecule: messenger RNA, 1182 nt
Organism: Prunus armeniaca (apricot)
Lineage: Eukaryota; Viridiplantae; Streptophyta; Magnoliopsida; Rosales; Rosaceae
Source: the annotation of a GenBank genome assembly
AUGGGGAGUGAGCAUGUUGGGCACGGAGGUUCCAUAAUGAAGGCCAACGGAGGCAAAGCGACGAUUUUGGCUCUUGGCAAGGCCUUCCCUCAUCAGCUUGUCAUGCAGGAUUUUCUGGUUGAUGGGUAUUUCAGAGAUACCAAAUGUGAUGAUCCUGAACUUAAGCAGAAGCUGGCUCGACUCUGCAAGACAACAACAGUCAAAACUAGGUAUGUUGUCAUGUCAGAUGAGAUUCUAGAGAAGUACCCAGAGCUUACAACUGAAGGCACACCCACUAUAAAGCAAAGACUGCAUAUUUGUAACGAAGCUGUAACACAGAUGGCAAUUGAAGCUUCACGAGCUUGCAUCAAGAACUGGGGGAGACCUACUUCAGAUAUAACCCACUUAGUCUAUGUCUCAUCCAGUGAAGCUCGACUACCCGGUGGUGACAUUUACCUAGCAAAAGGACUUGGCCUUCAUCCCGAGACUCAAAGGGUCUUGCUUUACUUCUCAGGCUGCUCGGGUGGUGUGGCUGGCCUUCGUGUUGCCAAGGACAUUGCUGAGAACAAUCCAGGAAGCAGAGUUCUACUUGCUACUUCUGAAACCACUAUUAUUGGCUACAAACCACCAAGUGCACAUAGACCGUAUGAUCUUGUUGGUGUUGCACUAUUUGGGGAUGGUGCUGGAGCCAUGUUGAUUGGCUCAGACCCUGACUUAAUCUCUGAAAAGCCUCUGUUUGAGCUUCACACUGCCAUACAAGAGUUCCUGCCAGACACCGAGAAGACCAUUGAUGGAAGGGUCACAGAAGAGGGGAUUAGUUUCAAGCUAGCAAGAGAGCUUCCUCAGAUAAUUGAAGAUCACAUUGAAGGUUUCUGUGGGAGGUUGAUGGGAGUUCUUGGAUAUGAUAACAAGGAGUACAAUAAGAUGUUUUGGGCUGUUCAUCCAGGAGGUCCUGCAAUCUUGAACCGGUUGGAGAAGCGUCUUGAUUUGUUCCCAGAGAAGUUAAAUGCCAGCCGACGAGCUCUGACAGAUUAUGGCAAUGCUAGCAGUAAUACCAUAGUGUAUGUGCUGGAGUACAUGAUAGAAGAGAGCAAGAAGAUCAAGAAGGAACAGCAAGAAGGAGAUGGUGAAUGGGGAUUGAUACUGGCUUUUGGACCUGGAAUUACUUUUGAGGGAAUUCUAGCAAGGAACCUUGCUGUCUAA